AUAGGUCACAAAGAUUGAAUGGCGGGAAGCCCCAAGUAGGUAGUUGAGGAUGAAGCGGCAGUGUUUUCAGGCACGAUCGAUCGAGACGAAAAGCAGCCUGGUCCCCAGGAAACGCCUCCUGAUCGAGCAGCAGCCCACCUCAGCAUGAGCCCGAUCUACGCAACAGGGGCCUGUGGCAUCGACCUGCCCUUGCUCAGGCUUGCGAGCCAGAACGGAUGUCUUCGAUUGAGGUGCGAGCGCGCCUUCUUGUGCCUGGUGCAGGACGCGACAUCACAUAUCAUCACACGAAGUAGGCCAUGGACAUCAGCGUGCGAAGACGAGGCAGACGAUGACUUCCUCGCAAGCGAAGCUUCCCAUGGCUUGCUCGAACAGUCUGCCGCCGUCUUUCGCGGUGGGAAGGCACAAGGCGAUGCAUUGAUGGCUCACUCCUCCUGCCAUGUCAUCGGCGACCUGCACGGCAAUGCUAAGCACGCUCUCGACUUUCCUCAGCUACGAUCGUUUGCUGCUGUGCCUGUCAGGAGCGCCUCAGGCCACCUCUUGGCCAUCUAUGGAGUCUUUGACAACAAGCCUCGUCAUGAUUUUUCAGAUGCUGACACGCUCUCUGUCUUGUUCGACAUAGCCUCGGCCAUGGCAGACCACGUCGAUUUUCAAUUCACGCGUUUCCCUUGUCCGCGCUCAUCCUCGCAGUCCACCUACGCCUCGCGCUGCCCAGCGCUGUCCGACCAUGAACCUGGCUACGAUUCCUCAUCGACCUCAUCCCGCUCCUCCGACUCUGCCUCCCUUCCCCACUCUCCAUUCGACCAUGUGUCCUCGAACCCUUCGCUCCCCACCUCCACAUCCGACUCAAUGGCUCACGACAACGCUGCCGACUACUUUAGCCAUCACAAGACUUCACCUCCAGAUGCCACUCCAAGACCCGACCCCUUGUCUUUGGACAUCGCCAGUACCAGAGCCAUCGAGUUACGCCUUGUUUCUUCCAUCAGCCAUGAACUUAGGUCUCCUUUGCAUGGUGCUCUGGCGGCUAUCGAGUUUUUGCAGGACACACCCCUCGAUGACAAUCAGAGCGACCUAGCAUACAUGGUGCAAGCCUGUGCCACCACCCUUCUGGACACUCUCAACCACUUGCUUGACUACUCUACAGUCAGGGCCACUGCGCGUAGGAAGUCUUUUGAUCAGUCAGCAUAUGUGGAUGCAGACCUUUUCGGAUCCAUCACUGAACAGUACCUAUGUCGCCUUGUGCAAGAUACUGUUGAAGGUGUCUAUUUUGGUCACAUCUCUCAACAAGUCGCUUACAGCAAGAACCGCCACGCGCCAGGCCAUGCCUUCACUGGAGUCGACAACCCGUCUGAUCCGAUCCUGCUCAUGGAUGACUAUCUCGGCGUAGAAACUUCUGCGGUUAGCGGCCUUGUCGACAGUGUAGCAGUCUAUCUCGACAUGGACAAUUGCGGUGAAUGGUACACUCGACUUUGCACUGGUGCUUGGACGAGGCUGGUGAUGAACCUAUUCGGCAAUGCCCUCAAAUACACUCGGAAGGGCCAUGUUGAGGUCACUCUCAGAAUGCUCAAAUCAGAUGACGAUGAUGAGAUAAAUGAUGCCCAUCUGAUGGUCAAGGAUACAGGCAUCGGCAUGAGCGACAGUUUCUUGAACAACCGUAUAUACCGUCCUUUUGUUCAAGAAGACUCUCUCGCACCCGGCGCUGGCCUUGGACUUAGUAUCGUUAAAAGCAUUGUCGACGAGCUGGGCGGAACCAUCAGCGUGCAAAGUGAUUUGGGCGUGGGCACCCGUUUUGACGUGCACAUUCCACUUUCCAAACCAAACUCGCUGGACAACAAAAAGAAUCUCUCUGGAGGAGAGAUCCUUGAUUCCGAGGCGCUUCUCAAAGGUCGGACCCUUUGCCUGCUUUCACCCUGCGUUGCGGGUUCAGACACCCGUGUACGACCGCCGUCGCUCAUGCAUACAUAUGUACGCUCCAUUGCCGAGAAGUGGUUCGACAUGAAGACUAUUGAAGCUUCGAUGACUUCGGAAGUCGAUGCAGACAUCUUUAUUGCUGAAGCCUUACAUGUUGUCGAGGAAGCUGCGAUGAAUCCGACUUUCAUGGCUUCCAUCGACAAGCCUCAAAUCAUCUUGGUUGGCCCGCUUCCGACCGCAGGUGCUCAAAAACACGCCAACAACCAGAUAUUAGGCUAUCCCAUAGACCCCAAGAAUGUCUGUCGAGCACUUUUGGCUGCGAUCAACCAUCCUUGCGAGGUGGACUACCCAUCCCCGCCACUGCUUACUCCAGAGACAACGAUCAAGCUAACGCGGGGAGUCCCCUUUGGAAGCGAACAUUCAGCCCGUGACCAGCUUCCACGACAAGCUCCAGCCCAGCAAGAUCAUGCUCUGGCACAAGCAGACGAUGGUGCAGAGCAUCUCCUCCUCGUCGACGACAAUGCCAUCAACCUCAAACUCAUUUCUGCUUUGGCCAAGAAGCUGGGCGUCAGUGCCGACACGGCCGUCGACGGGAAAGACGCCCUCGAGGCCUACGUCGCCGCAUUGAAAACCAACAAACCUUUUACCACAGUCUUCAUGGACGUAUCAAUGCCAAUCAUGGACGGCUUCGAAUCCACACGAGCUAUCAGAUCUCAUGAAGCCGAAACCAAUGUCGCCAAACCUGCUAGGAUCAUCGCGCUUACUGGCUUGGGCUCUGCAGCGCAUAGGCAAGAGGCUGUGUCUUCUGGAAUGGACGAAUUCCGAACGAAACCGGUGGCUAUGAAGACUUUGAAGGGGCUUCUGGGUGUUUGAACAAUAUGCUGGGAGCACCACAUUACGAUUUAUGAAUUUAUGAGUACACAUGACCAUCUCCUUCUGAUGAAGCCAAGAGACUUUUGUGUAUUUGACAUGACAAUUUGUUGGAACUGUUUUCUUCUUGAGUUUUUCAUUCUGUUUGAAUUUCCAUUUAUUCUUCGGUGGCUUUGAUUUCCUGCUCUUUUCUUGAACCGCUUGCUUUUGGCGUUUUCCAACAAAGGAGAUCUGGUGGUGUGCAAGGGCAUGGUUACAGAAUUACGGUGCAUUAGUACAUAGAUAUCCAAGAACAUCUGACUCAUAAUCUGAAUUAUCUUUCUGCUUCGUUU
Aureobasidium subglaciale EXF-2481 is the source of this 3110-nucleotide messenger RNA. RefSeq lists its product as uncharacterized. Gene Ontology annotation, molecular function: phosphorelay sensor kinase activity; histidine phosphotransfer kinase activity. The coding region runs from base 145 to 2781 and encodes 878 amino acids. The transcript has a single exon. The record is from RefSeq and is a predicted model, not a curated record. Lineage: Eukaryota; Fungi; Ascomycota; Dothideomycetes; Dothideales; Saccotheciaceae. Gene Ontology annotation, biological process: protein autophosphorylation; phosphorelay signal transduction system.